Molecule: messenger RNA, 816 nt
Organism: Sclerotinia borealis F-4128
Lineage: Eukaryota; Fungi; Ascomycota; Leotiomycetes; Helotiales; Sclerotiniaceae
Source: the annotation of a GenBank genome assembly
AUGAUCAAGGGACAUCAAGAACACAUCGCCAGCCGGAAGUCAGGCUCACGACCAGAACCAGUAGCACAACCAGUAAAACUUGACAGAAUAAGGGCCAAUGGAAGAUCAAAUAGUCCCAAAAUGAGCGAUCGAAUCAGAGAAGAUAUCGAGAAUGGAGUAUCAAAUGUCCGCGAGCCGGGUGCUGGUACAGAAGACAUGAUUCCAGAUCGCUUUUUAUCACCGCAGGAAGCUGCGGCCGCUUUUGCUCAAAAGAAACCCUUUGUGGCACUCGGCGCCAUUGCCUUGAAUACAUUUGUCCAUCAAUAUGCUAUUCUGGACUAUGCAUUGAAGACAAACGUACCAGCAAAUCCGGAGAGAAAAAGAGCCCCGUUGCAGGUCCAUCAAUUGCACAACUCUUUCUCUGUAUCCGAAUAUGAAACCAUAGAAGAAAUUCUUACCGGCCGCAGGCACUCAGCAGGUUUCCGCUUUUCAACCAGAGCAUAUGCUGGAAAAACUUUACACAUUGAUUUCGACCUGCUCCACCAUGCCUGGCGCAUAAGCGAAGUCAGCAUCGGUUAUCAUCGACGUCUAAAAUCUCAGUUCUUCUUUCCACGCAGCCCACUACCCUACCAUUCUUAUUCCCAAUUUCGCAACCGCCAUUCCGAAUAUCACGCAAAUACUAAAUGGAAAGUGGACGCUAACCAAUCGAAAGAAUCCACAUACAUUGUUUCUGGAACUGGGUCUGCUGAUGCCGUAUUGGGUGGGGGAGCAGGGGUUGAGUGCGGAGGAGAUGGUCAAUAUGAAGGGGGAUGGGUGGAAAUUGUAGAAGAGGGAUAG